AUGAACAGACGUAUAAGAUACCUACCAGAGGUUCCACCUCCCAGCAGCUCGGUUGCCACUCAAACUGAGGACUGUGAGAGUUCCGCUGGUCCCAGUGCCAAGUACCUGGCAGCUGGACCCUCACGGCGGAGGCAGUCCUCAUCCAGCGAGGAGGAAGCUAGUUCAGAUGGCCUAAGUCUUAGCUGGAUUCCGGCCACUGGACUACCUUCACCUUCCAGGAAAAGGCAGCGUGUGCCUUCCGAUGAUUCCGACGAGGAAUCAUCGUCAGGGAAAAGGAGGCGCAUGGCUGCGUCGAGAAAGAGGAGGGCAGAGGCAAAAGCCCUGCGUCAACGUCGGCUGGAGGUGUUCGGCUUUCUGGACUCGUCGGAGGAGGAUGACUCGGAUUCUGGUUCCGAUUCAGGUUCCGAUUCGGGUUCUGAGUCAGCUUCUGAUUCAACUUCGGAUUCAGCUUCUGGAUCAGAUUCGGAAUCUGGUUCUGAAUCUGAUUCUGAAUCAGGUUCUGAAUCUGGUUCUGAAUCAGGUUCUGAAUCUGGUUCUGAAUCAGGUUCUGAAUCUGGUUCUGAAUCAGGUUCUGAAUCUGAUUCUGAAUCAGGUUCUGAAUCUGAUUCUGAAUCAGGUCCUGAAUGUGAUUCUGAAUCAGGUUCUGAUUCUGAAUCAGUUCCGGAACCUGUUCCGGAACCAGUUCCAGUGUCACCUGCAACUCCUCCUCCUGUCCGGCCCAGAA
Molecule: messenger RNA, 724 nt
Organism: Parasteatoda tepidariorum (common house spider)
Lineage: Eukaryota; Metazoa; Arthropoda; Arachnida; Araneae; Theridiidae
Source: RefSeq, a predicted model, not a curated record